This is a messenger RNA of Uncinocarpus reesii 1704, 423 nucleotides long. RefSeq lists its product as uncharacterized. The transcript has a single exon. The coding region runs from base 1 to 423 and encodes 140 amino acids. The record is from RefSeq and is a predicted model, not a curated record. Lineage: Eukaryota; Fungi; Ascomycota; Eurotiomycetes; Onygenales; Onygenaceae.
AUGUCUCCCGGCAAGGCAAUCUACAUCAACCUCCCAAGCAAAGACUUGGAAGCCUCCAAACGCUUCGCCAUAGGCCUCGGCCUCACCUUCAAUAAAACAUGGUGCAACGAUAUGAAAACGCUCGCCUUCACAUAUACCGACUCCAUCCAGUUCUUCUACCACGACCAUUCGACCUGGGAGAAAUGGCUCUUCCAAGGGCGGAAAACUGCCGACGCGCAUACGACCACGCAGGCGCUGUUGACUUUGGCCGCCGAGUCCCAGGAGCAAGUGGACAGUAUCGUACAAAAGGCGGUGGAGGCCGGAGGGAAGAGGGGCCCCAAUAUGGUGCCGGAGGGCGCGGAUUGGGGGAUGUACUCGAGAAGCGUGGAGGAUCCGGAUGGGCACGUUUUUGAGAUUGUAUACUCGUCCCACAGCUGCCCAUGA